GGUGAUGAAAAUUCUUGAUGAUUGGGUUGUUACAAUAGAUGGUACGGUACUGCUGGUAUACUUUCUACUGCUACUGCUGACUGGACUGAAAGUACAAAAAAUGCCUUGAAAAAGCCUUGAAAUUUCAAGGCUCAAAAUCCUCGAGGCAAAGGCCCUCUCAAGGCCAAGGCUUGAAUGUUCGAGCAUCAAGGCACUACAACACUGCCGUAGUACCCUCGAACGGGAGGGACGACCUUACGCGGGCUCGACGUCCGUACUCCGAUCCCGUCUUCGCGAAUGUAAGACAUGUACUUCCCGCGGUCUACCACUUCCCGCUAGCGCGCUCUAGAAUCGAGAAACCUUUCCACCUUCACGAAAAAUUGCAAUCUCGGGACACAUGCACACAGUUGCUACUCUUUUCCAAACGUCAGUAGUGCCCUCAUGUUGUGCCACCAGCUCUUAUCUUGUCGAUCCCUCAAGCAGCCGUGAGGCAGAGUGUAAUAGUCACAGAUCAUAGACAGGGAAAGGGAACAACCGGUGAUAGUGUUCUGUGGACAUACCAGACAAAUCUCUGGUUGUGCCAGUUGGCACUGACCAAAGGGUUCGGGCAACUACAGCCAUGCAGAAGAUACUCCGCUCUCCGGCCAGCAUACGUCGUAAGGUCAAUAACAAGAUGUUUGGUGUCCCGUUGAAAGAGCUCUGCCGUUAUGGACCUAAUGGAGUUCGAAUACCAGAUCUCCUACAGAAGAUUAUAGAGUUUAUAAAGAUGCAUGGUAUUGGACAUGAAGGAAUCUUCCGUAUCAAUGGUAGCUCAAAAAUUGUGGACAAACUCCGGAUGCAAUACGAUCGCCAUGGUAACGCCAACCUGGAGGAAGCUGGUGAUGUUAUGGCUGUAGCUAGUCUUCUCAAGCUCUUUUUCCGAGAACUGCCAGAUCCUCUUAUCGUUGGCUAUCUUCAUUCCCAGUUUCUUACUGUACAAGAAGAAUUUCAGUACAACAAAGAAGAAAGUCUGAAGCAAUUAAAGAACCUUCUUCAGCAACUACCAGAAGAGAACUUCCUUGUCCUAAGGUUCCUCUGUAGCUUCCUACGUAAAGUCAUCCACCAUGAGGACACCAACAAGAUGAAUUCCAUGGCCUUAGCUAUCGUCUUUGGACCAAACUUGUUCAGGUGUGCUGACGGCAUUCAAGGACUGAGAGAACAGGGACAAACAAACCAUCUUGUUCGUCUCUUCAUUGAUAAGUUUGACUUCCUCUUUGGUCAUGAUAUUGGUAGCCCACCUUCACCUGUCUCUAUCAGUGGUUCAGAUCGAGUGUGGAACUCAAAGCGAAUUGAAGUGCAAGCAGCAAAGGAGAAGAAAUCCCCGCCUGUCACUCCAAUGUCUUAUGAUCAGUACAUGAGACAAAGGAGACAUAAAUUGGUACCACAGGAUGAAUUGGAUAUGAACUCAAACUAUUCUGAAGUCUCAAAAGAAGAAGUAUCAUCAGGAAUGCCACAAAAUCAGGGAUGCCUCAGUCUUCCUGAUGGUGAGUUUGAUGAAAGAGCCUUAUCUCCAUUCAAUCUUGAUAGUGAUCAAGGAACCAGUACUGCUCCAUCACCAAUAUCAUUGUCUACUACAUCAGAAUUUGUUGAAAGGACAAUACAAGAGAGUAUAUCUCAGCAUCUAUUUGGCGCUCAUGGUAAUCCUCGAUUUGACCUUAGCCCAAGACCAGAAACUCCAGUAGCCAUGCCUAGGAAGAAGCAUCAGAAAAAGAAUCAAGACAGUUCUUCUUUCAAUAGGAGAAGUAAUUCUGAGUCUUCGUUAGAGCACCUAGUCAACUCAUUUGCUGAGAAGGAAGGUAUAUCAGUCAGAAAUAGGGUACAGCAGUUCUCUGAUGACACACUGGUAUCUACCAAGUCACAUGAUCACAGCCAGUCACAUGAUCGCAGUCAUCCAAUAAAAAGAAAAGGCAGACCAACCUCCAAAGCUUUUGAUAUAUUUGAAUCUCAGGGCAUCAUUAUUGGAAAGAAAUUAGUAGACUCUACAAUCAGUGAAAGAGAGACUAGUGCAUCCAGCUCAAAGGUCAGUGAAGACUCAGAACUGGACAUUGUUAAACGCAACUCAGGCCCAUUAAACUCUUUAACAGCAGGCAGGGUUGCCCCACCCAAGAGAAGAUCUCCCACAAAGAAAAAUAGGGGAUCAGGUGGAGAGGAUAGCCGGGAUUCUCUAGCUGGGAAAGGAAAGGCAGCUAAUAGAUCAGACUAUUCUGACCUCAAAACACCGAAUCAAGAUGUCUGGCUAAGACAACAUGGAGAUGGACAGAAUAGUCCCCCAAAUAGGAACAGGAAUCCCAGAGAAGGGGGACUAUGGGGGAUACACAAUACAGAUGGUGAACCCAAGCAGGAGCACCCAGUUCCUCAGCCAAGAACAAGGAGAGGGAAGGCAAAGGAAGGGGAAAGAGACGAAGGAAGGAGGAAACAAUUAAUUGGUGGCUCUGAUAUCAAAGGGGAAAGAAGAAAAAUAGAAGAGGAUGAAAGAGAAAACGAUGGAGGAGAGGCAAGGAGAAUGUAUGAAAGAGGAGAAGAUGGAAGGAGAAGAGAUGAAGAAACCAGGGAUGAAAAGAUUGAAGAUGAAUUGAGAAGAUUGAUAGGAGAGAAUCAACCUUCCAGUGCUCUUAAAGGUCAGGUUGUUCCUCCACUUGACUUGACAAGUCUACAUGUAAAUACUGAAGGACCUGCAUGGCAAGGCCAGCAAGCUUCACCAAGAGGAGGAGGGGGUCAAAGUGGAUCAGAAGGGAGUACACAGACCCUAUCCAGGCUUGAGAAACUCCAAACGAUAACAAGUCUUCUCCAGCAUGAACCUUAUGAUGCUCCACUCUCCCCCAGGGCAAAAGAUGCCCCACCCACCUUUGGAAGUGGCUCAUGGGAUAUGCUGGAGAGCCCGCCCUCACCUGUUACCAAGCACGAUUUGUUUCCUCGUUCUAGUAAGCGAUCUGAGAGCUCACUGGAAGAAGAAGAUCAGGUAUCAGUUAUCAAGAGAUUAACAAGACAAGUUAGAUCACUCAAGCAAAAGAUUAAACAGUAUGAAGAAGAAUUUGAACGCCAGUAUCAUGCAAAGCCAAGCCAUACUGAAAAACUAAGUCAACCAGAGAUCAGGAAGAUGAUUGGAGAACUCAAGAGAGCUAAUAAGCAUCUCAAAGCCUUGAAGAUUGAAGCAAAGGAAAGUAAGAAUCCACUCCAUAGUACCCUUCCUGCUCGUCUAUCUCCUAAUGGUGAAGAGGAAGGGUCUUCCACCAUUCAUCUAGCUGGUCUGAAAGAAGCCCUCAACCUUGCCCAGAAACGACUCCAGGAGAAACGAGAUGAUGCUAAGAGAGGAUUUGAUGUGCUGGAGAUGAACCAGGAUGAAGUGAAAGAGGAAAAGGUUGCCAUUCAGAAGGCAUUGCUUCAAUUGGAGAGUAAAUAUGGCCGACCCACAUCAAGAGCUUCCAAAGAAGUGAUGAAACCACUCUAUGACCGAUAUCGUACAUUGAAGAAACUUAUCAAGAAUAAGGAGUUACGAAGAAGCAUAAGUGAAGAGGCCAAUCCUUCUGAUUUGAAUACCAUUGAGGAACAUGUAGAAACAAGAGAAUUCAUACCUAAACAUAUGGGGCCUGUUCACAGUAAAUAUGAUAUGGAGCAGGAAGAAGAAGGUGAUGAAGAUGAUAUGUUUGGUACAACAGACUUCAGGGUCACCCAAAUGGUAUCACCAAGUCAGAGGUCAUCUGGAAGGUCACCAUCUGACCAUGAUGAUCUGUGUGAGAGUCCAUCUAGGAAUGAUUCUCCAUUCAGUCCAGCUAGUGCUUCUUAUCAUGAGGCAUCAUUGGAAGAACUUCAGAUGAGGAGAGACCAGUCUCUGAAUGAGAAGAGACGCCUACGUCGAGUUCUGAAAGACUUUGAGGAAAAUUUUCUCCAGGAGACCGGUCAAAGAGUUCAAAAAGAAGACCGAAGUCCUAUGGAGAUAGAAUAUGUUCAGUACAAACAUGUCAAGAAACAGUUGAAGCUUCUGAAUGCCCUUAUUGCCAAACACCAAUCACAGACCUUAGCAGCAGUCACAUGACAGUCUUCAGCCAAUCAUACAAAUAUUUUACCUUUAAUGUCACAUGAUCAAAGUGAGUCACCUGAUCAAAAUAUAUUGUCACAUGAUCAAGAAGUAAGAUGCUUGAGAAUAAGGGGUAAGUGAAAUAUGACCCUUACUAUCGCCUAUGUUCACAUGAAAAAGAUAAAAUUGAUAUUGCCUCAGCAUCAAUUUGCAGUCAUAAUUUUUAAUCCGUCCAGCUCAGUUUCAUGAUAAUAUGGAUAGGAGCUGAUUUUUGUUUUGCCUAAAUAAGGAUACCAUGGUUAUGAAUUAUUUCAAUGAUUUUAUCAACAUGAGAGUGAGAGUGAUUUCUUCUUAUUUUUUAUUAGGUAAAAUUAAUUAUGAGAGAAAUGGUGAUUACAACAUAAUUGGAAUAGAGAUAAGUACGUGUAAAUACAAGUGUUUUUUUAAUGUUUGCAACAUACAUAUCAAGCACACAUAUGCUGAGCCACAGAAAGGCUCAGAAAUGGUAUUGACUAUGAGAGAGAUCAUUUAACUAAUAAUGAUUUAAAUAUUUCAUGAUAUGUAGCAUUUAAUCAAUCAGGAAAAAAAUCAGAUAUUACCCCAGGUACAAGAGUUUGUCUGAUAUUUUCUGCAUACUUCAAAGUAAAAAGAAUUGAAUACUGUGUAAAAUUUAUUUUCCAAGAUAAAAAAAAAGGAAAUGCAAAAUCGACUUUUCCUGCCCCUCAAGCCCAAAUAUGUCUGAAUAAAUUUAUAUCUUAUGAAAUAAACUGCCUUGUUUGUUUUAUCAGGAAAUGUUUGAGAAUAUAUUUCUAAUCCAUUACUUGAGAUUGUCAUAAGCCUUCCAGAAAUUAAUGAAAAAUAAGGCUUCCUUUCAUUAUACAUAUCAAACCCAAAGAAAUUUUGUUUUAAGAUUUCUUACCUUUUCAGUCUGUGCCUCAAAAUAUCAAACUUAAAGGAAAACCAGACGAGACUGUUUUGAUUAAUGGUACUCUAUAUAUUUCAUUGAAUAUGCCUUUAAUACCAGAAUUUUAACCACUACUUAAUAUCAUUACAUAUCAUUGCUAAGUUUAGACCUCUAGUAUAGCCCUUUUUAUUUGAUUGAUUUGAUGGGAUUAUCACAUGUUUAAGUAUCAGUUGGUAUAUUGGUACAUAUGAUGUAGUUUUAUGCAUCAAAAUACAUAAUUACAUUCAUCUUUUUAUUAUUCUGAGGCAUUUUUAGCCAUUUUACGAAAUGCAUUAUGAUUAAGAGUUUUUAAAUGUGUAAAUGUCUGUUUAUUUGCUUAAUGAUUUAUUUUUCCUGAGAAACUUGCAUAAGUAUUGAUCUAUGUGCAUAUUCAUAGGACUUAGAUAAAAUAUAUCCUGUUUAUAUUCUACCAUUGCAUUAAAGUGAUUUUACAGCAUUUUUAUUCAUUCAUUCAUGGGGGGGGUGAAC
This is a messenger RNA of Lytechinus variegatus (green sea urchin), 5465 nucleotides long. RefSeq names its product protein FAM13A-like. Lineage: Eukaryota; Metazoa; Echinodermata; Echinoidea; Temnopleuroida; Toxopneustidae. Gene Ontology annotation, biological process: signal transduction. Bases 599 to 4051 code for a protein of 1150 amino acids. The record is from RefSeq and is a predicted model, not a curated record. The transcript is spliced from 26 exons.